Molecule: messenger RNA, 2379 nt
Organism: Humulus lupulus (European hop)
Lineage: Eukaryota; Viridiplantae; Streptophyta; Magnoliopsida; Rosales; Cannabaceae
Product: cryptochrome DASH, chloroplastic/mitochondrial
Exons: 14
Coding region: 177-2270 (697 amino acids)
Source: RefSeq, a predicted model, not a curated record
UUCCAGAUUCUUCUCCGCCACAAAAAAAGAACUAAAGAUUCUCAGCUCCAAAGCUGCAACAAUGGCCACACUUCUACACCUUUUUUUCUUCAUAUAAAUAGAAAGAAAAUAAAGUUGCCCCUGUUGCUAUUAAUGGAACUCUUCAGUCUUUUACAACUCUCUUCUCCCUUCCCAUCAUGGCGAAGCUCUUUACACUUACUUCCCCGCAUUUCCCCGCACUUUCCUUCCUCCCAAACACUCUUCGCUUUUCCCAAUCUCCCUUUCUACUCCGAGCUCAAUCCCGGAGCCAGAUUCAGGGAGAGAGGAGAGGUGUUGCUGUCCUCUGGUUCAAGCACGACCUUCGAAUCGACGAUCACCCGGCCCUCGUCGCCGCCUCCGACCACCGCGCCUUAGUCCCUCUCUACGUCUUUGACCGCCGCAUUCUUUCCCGAUUCUCUGAUGAAAUGUUAGAAAUGGUUCUUUUGGCUUUGGAGGAUUUGAGAAAUUCGUUGAGAAGUAAAGGUUCUAAUCUAGUGAUUAGGUUGGGGAGUGCUGAAAGUGUGUUGCGGAAACUUGUGAAAGAGGUAAAUGCCACCCAUAUAUAUGCCGAGGAGGAGGUUGAACACGACCUCAGGAAGCUGAUGACCAUUGCCAAGGAGACCUUGCAGACAUUGCCUUCUCCAGAAGAGAGCCCAAAGUUUGUUCUUUGGCGAACUCCCUUUUACGAUAUAGAGAGCUUGAUGGGUCUUCCAGCUUCAUACGAUGAUUUCAUCAAAAGUAAACUCCCGGUCUCUUCUCCACUUCCACAACCAGAACUAUAUCGCACAAACAUGGAGUUAGAUUGGGGUUCUGUUCCCACCUUAACUGAGUUGGUGGAGUUUAUGGAUGAAAAUCCAUGUAAAUUAAGAAAGAGUUGGACUUCAAUCAAGGAUAAAUCAGCUGAGACUAUAAUGAUGAAGGAAGCGUUGAAAGCUGGUGAAAGCAACCGAAUUAGUUCCAGAUUUAAAAAUGCCCAGAGAUUUCAGCAGAAAAGAGUAGUUAAUUCUGUUUUUGUCACCCAAGGAGGAAGUACCGUUGGGGGUGGAACGAACGCUGUAGUAAAUGCAUUGGCUGCUUACUUGAGAUAUCUGGAGGGAACGGCUCGAGAUGAUUGGCAGGAGGUUCAUGAAAGGAUGCGCAAUGCUGAAUCUCGAGAAGGAGCUUCUUUCAUUAAGCUCUUUGGACCUGCUCUUUCCCUUGGCAUUAUAUCUAGAAGGAGAGUGCAUUAUGAAGCUAUCAAGUAUGAGAAAGAACGAAAUGCUGGAUUUCUCUCUCCCUUUGGAUAUUCAACAGUCUCUGCUGCUGCAGCAAUUGAUGCUGUUUGCUCAAUGGAGUGGUACUGGCUCAUGUCUAUUAGAAGUCAAAUAAGUGAUUAUAGAAAUUAUCACAUUCGGGUUUGGAGUUGGAAGGGCCAUCUGAUCCAGUAUACAGUUGUGGGUCAUGAGGGUCCUGCUAUUCUUCUUGUUCAUGGUUUUGGUGCCUUUUUGGAGCAUUACCGUGAUAACAUUUAUGACUUAGCUGAAAAGGGGAAUCGAGUUUGGGCCAUCACAUUGUUAGGAUUUGGAAAAUCGGAAAAGCCUAAUGUUGUUUACACUGAGCUCAUGUGGGCAGAGUUGCUAAGAGAUUUUGUUGUUGACGUUGUGGGCCAACCAGCUCAUCUCGUCGGGAAUUCAAUUGGCGGUUAUUUUGUUGCUAUUCUUGCAUGGUUGUGGCCCACUUUGGCCAAAUCGGUUGUCCUUGUUAACAGUGCUGGCAAUGUCGUUCCAGGAUAUUCCUUUGUGCCAUUUACUAAAGAUAGACAAACUUCAGGGCCUGCUUGGCUGGGUGCUCGACUCCUUGUCUUCUACUUAAGGUCAAGAUUAAAAGGCAUAGUGAAGAAUUGCUACCCAAUUAAAACAGAUAGAGUUGACGAUGUGCUUAUUGACGAAAUGUUGAGAGCAUCGUAUGAUCCUGGAGUACUCGUGGUCUUGGAAAGUAUUUUCAGCUUUAAUCUCUCACUUCCUCUUAAUUUUCUCUUGAAAGAUUUUGAGGAAAGGGUUUUAAUUAUACAGGGAAUGAAAGAUCCAAUAUCUGACUCCAAAUCGAAAUUGGCUAUGCUUAGAGAGCAUUGCUACCGGGUCGUAAUCAAGGAAUUAAAUGCAGGCCAUUGUCCCCAAGACGAGCUGCCUGAGGAGGUGAAUUCUAUCUUAUGUGAAUGGAUAGCGACUCGAGAAAGUAAAAUUCCAGUUGGCACUGGCAGUAUAGCAUUAUAGCUGAGAUUCUAUGUACAAAGGAACAAUAGGUAUUAUUGUUGGGUACCACAUUUUUUAUGUAAUUUAUUCAUUAUCAAUAAAGGAGUAGAAAUCAUUUUGUUCAAUUAAA